CGGCGUCCCCAUGGCCAAGUUCGUGCUCGCGGGUAGAGCAGAUUGCCAAUAUUAUGCUAAAGCAGAACUUCUGGCAGACUAUUUACAAAAGAACCUUCCUGAUUUUCGGAUGCAUAAAAUUACGCAGCAUCCUCAUGUUUGGGAGGAGUGGCUGAAACAUUUGUGUGAAAAGAAUAAGUGGAGUCACAAAACCUCCCCCAUCAUCUGGAGAGAGCUGCUGGAUCGUGGAGGAAAGGGCUUGCUUUUGGGGGGCUACAAUGAGUUCCUGGAGCAUGCCCAGCUUUACUACGGUGUCACCUCCAGCAUGACGACUGAGCUGAUGAAGACAAUUGCCCAAGAGAACCUGGAGACACACAUGGAAAAGGAGCUGGAGGGAGAAGCCCUGAAAGGUCUCCUCAGCCCCCUGCAGGUCUGGAUCACCAGUGCGUCUGCGCCUGCCUGCUACAACCUCAUUCCCAUCUUGACCAGCGGGGAAGUGUUUGGAACACAUACGGAAAUUAGCAUAACUCUAUUUGACCAAAAGGAGGCAGAAGAAAAUCUCAACAUGCUCAUGUCAGAGAUUCGGGACCUGGUGUCUCCCUUCCUCCGGAGCGUCUCCGUCUGCACCAGGGUGGAGGAGGCCUUCCUCCAGGCGCAUGUGGUCAUCGUCCUGGACGACAGCACCGACAAGGAGGUGCACAGCCUGGAAGACUGCAUCCGCAGCAGGGUCCCUCUGUGCCGGCUCUACGGAUACCUGAUGGAGAAGAACGCCCACGAGUCUGUCCGAGUCAUCGUGGGAGGAAAGACCUUUGUCAAUCUUAAAACGGUUCUGCUCACGAGAUAUGCCCCCCACAUCGCACACAACGUUGUCGCUGUGGCGCUGGGGGUGGAGGGCCAGGCCAAAGCCGCGCUGGCCAGGAAACUGGGCACCACGCCUUCAUCCAUCAAAGACGUGAUCAUUUGGGGGAAUAUUAGUGGAAAUAACUACGUUGAUCUGAGAAAAGCCAAGGUUUACAGACAUGAGAGUGCCAUUUGGGGCCCUCCGCACUAUUCACGCCCUGUCUUAAGCUUGAUUUUUGAUAGUGAGUGGGUAAACGGAGAAUUUGUGGCGACUCUGAAAAAGCUGACGGCCACAGGAGAGCAAUUUGGAGCCAUCUUAGCUGCACAUAGCAUAGCCACGAUGCUAAAAUACUGGUACCACGGCUCUCCGCCCGGGGAGAUCGUGUCUCUAGGAGUAUUGAGUGAAGGCCAGUUUGGUGUUCCCGAAGGGAUCGUCUUCUCUAUGCCUGUGAAGUUCGAGAAUGGAACUUGGGAGGUUCUUACAGAUCUCAAAGAUAUUGAAAUAAAUGAGCGAAUAAUGACCAGAAUGACAAGUGAUCUGAUCCAGGAGAAACUUGUUGCGCUUGGAGAUUUGAUAAAUUUUCAGCCGUAUCAAUCAGAAGCUGACUUAGCCUUAAAAGAUGUACCCACCGCUGUACCCACCACAGAUGACAACCAGGAAGGUCAAAGAGAGUCAGGUGGUAGGUAUAUCAGUUGA
This is a messenger RNA of Ceratotherium simum simum (southern white rhinoceros), 1516 nucleotides long. RefSeq names its product malate dehydrogenase 1B (gene MDH1B). Lineage: Eukaryota; Metazoa; Chordata; Mammalia; Perissodactyla; Rhinocerotidae. The record is from RefSeq and is a predicted model, not a curated record. Gene Ontology annotation, molecular function: malate dehydrogenase activity; oxidoreductase activity, acting on the CH-OH group of donors, NAD or NADP as acceptor. Gene Ontology annotation, biological process: malate metabolic process.